Messenger RNA from Penicillium odoratum, 1557 nucleotides. RefSeq lists its product as uncharacterized. NCBI's taxonomy places the organism in Eukaryota, Fungi, Ascomycota, Eurotiomycetes, Eurotiales, Aspergillaceae. Gene Ontology annotation, molecular function: carbohydrate:proton symporter activity. The transcript has 2 exons. The record is from RefSeq and is a predicted model, not a curated record. Gene Ontology annotation, cellular component: membrane. Bases 1 to 1557 code for a protein of 518 amino acids. Gene Ontology annotation, biological process: transmembrane transport; carbohydrate transport.
AUGGCACGAUUUCUUGGUCUUCGAGGCACUCGUCUCAGCGUUGUGGCCAUCAUUGGGGUAUUGAUGCCGGGCAUCCUGAGCAUUGGCUAUAAUACCGCAUCGCUGGGAGGAGUUUUAUCUUUGGAUAGCUUCAACAGAAGCUUUCCGGAGAUGGAUGUGGAGCAUGCCAAGAACAAGGGUUAUGCGUCCAUGCUAGAAGGGACUGUCGUGGCGGCGUUUGCCAUAGGUUCAUUCUUGGGGACAUUUUCUUGCAUUUGGCUGGGCGAUUGGCUGGGCCGUCGACGUACCAUGAUGCUUGGGGCAACGACCCAACUAAUCGGUUAUGUGCUCAAUGCUUCCUCUUACUCAUUGGUACAAUUUAUUGUGUCACGGGUGCUUAUGGGUAUGGGCACGGGUGACCUGUUGGCCACAAUCCCUCUUUGGAUUUCCGAGACUUCCCCAGCCAAGCGUCGUGGCUCUCAUGUUGUGACCAAGGGGAUAUUUAGCGGUUUUGGAUGCGCUAUCGCCUUGUUUUUGGACUAUGGAAUGUCUCUCAAGACUGCGACCAGCAUUGCAUGGCGUAUUCCAUUUGCACUUCCAGCUCUUCUCUCGUUCGUUGUUUUGACCUUUGUGAUACUUCUACCGGAAUCGCCUCGCUGGUUAAUUCAGAAAAACCGGAUUUCAGAGGCUAGGUACAUCCUAGCAGCUCUUGCAGACAUCGAUAUUGAGGAUGCUCAAAUUGAAGCCACGAUCAGCGAAGUGCAAUCGUCGCUAAGUCUGGCUGGUGGGAACACGGCGUUCAAGCAAUUAUUCCAAAUGGGGCCCCAGAGAACUUUCCACCGAGCAUGCCUUGCUGUCGGUGGAUUGCUCUUUUUACAAUUUACUGGAGCUACAGUGACUACCUUUUACACCACGGCAAUCUUUGAGGACGACCUCGACCUCGAGGAGUCGACGGCAAGACUUCUGGCAGCCGUGUAUCAGCUAGCCGGACCCAUCGGUGCUGUACUCUGUGUCUUUGUCAUCGAACGAGUCGGACGACGACGCCUAAUGAUGGCUAGCGCCAUUGGGAACGCCGUAUGCCUAGCCUGCAUUGCCGUUCUUACAUCUCAACUCGACAACAUCAAGGCUUGCCAUGCUGCUGUAUUUUUCCUCUUCUUCUUUCAUUUCAGCUACAUCCUCGGCUUUGGUGGUAUUCCGUACUUAUAUGCCACGGAGGUUGCGCCUCUUCAUUUACGAGCCACCAUCAACUCGGUUAGCAUCAGCAUCGGAGGCGCUGUCAGCAUCUUGAUUGCCCACAUCACCCCGCUCGCCUUCGACAAACUCGGUCAGAAAUACUUUUUGAUUUUCGGUGGGCUCAAUGCCGUGAUGGUCCCAGCGAUCUAUUUCCUUUUUCCGGAGACAUCAGGCCGUACUUUGGAAGAGAUAGACGAAAUCUUCACGCUAUCCGAUGGCGUGUUUGAUGCUGUUCGUGUCGCCAGAACCCUUCCUUGUCUUCCUCCCCUUGGUCAGAUUGAGUCACCGGUUGAUUCUACAUCAAAGUUUCAGACCAUUUUGAAGGAGAAGGAAAUCUCGGUUUGA